This is a messenger RNA of Strongylus vulgaris, 519 nucleotides long. Lineage: Eukaryota; Metazoa; Nematoda; Chromadorea; Rhabditida; Strongylidae. The record is from the annotation of a GenBank genome assembly.
GCUCGAUUUGUUGCAAUGACGAAACGUCGCCCUUCGAAUAAAAAGCCGACGGGAGUCAAUACCUCUCUUGGAAAAUCACUUACGAAUGAACGUGAACGAGUUCGAAAAGCACAUCAACGAUCCAAGUACGAUGCUGAAGAGAUCGAAAAUCCAGCAUUUCUAGAGGCUGAAUCGAAGAAAUGCAUAGAUUCUAUCACUGAUGAAACAAGUCUUGAAGAGUUUUUGGCAAAAGCACAGCUUGCUGGCACAGAAUUUACUGCAGAAAGAGAACAAAUUCGCGUUGUCGAGAAAGACUCUGCAGUGGUUAUUCCUUCCCGAGUACAAUAUGAGAACAAUCUCGAAUUACAAAAGCAAUUUGAACAUCGUCUUAGAAUUCCUCGAAGACCUCCCAAAGAUCUUUGGAAUACUGCAGAGGAGUUGACUAAGUUUGAGAAUGAAGCGUUUCUGAGAUGGAGGUCAGAUUUGUCAGAGUUACAAGAGGUGCGGUUUAUUCUUGUCUGCAAAGGCGUAAAAACGUAA